UCACCUUUUCCUCCUUCAUCCCUUUGCCGUCCAUCACCUCCCAACUCCACCCAUCCUCCUUCCUCAUUUCCCCUCUUUUCGCUGCUGGCCGGCUUUCUUCAUCCCGAUCCUCUCCCUCAACACGGCUAGCAUUAGUGCACCGAGGACGACGCGUGUAUCAAUAUUAUUUUGGACGUGGGUAGCAUCAUGGGAGUCAUCACAGCGCCCUUCACAGCUACGGAGCGGCGCAGUCUCCAGUUGCAAAUUCAUAACGGCCCCUUCGAUGCUGUCCCUGUCCACGACGCUCUUCUCUCUUCCACUCUUGGGCGACGGACGAAGCGAGAUAAGCCAAAAGGCUCACAGGACAACCCUCCUCCCCCUCCUCCCUCUUCUCCCCCUCCGAAGGAUAUGGGCAGCAACAACAAUCAAAGUAAUGAUUCAGGAGACGGAGGUGCCGCGUGUACUAUUACCUUCACCAAAUCGGACAGUGAUAUUGUGACAAAGACAAUUUACCAUGUUACACAAUAUUGCAAAACAGAACCAACGACUUCCUCUUCUAAUUUCGGUGGAAUAGCAAGUGCUUCAUCAACCGGAUCUACCCCUUCCUCGCCAACAACUGAAACACCCAUACCAGACUCGUCUUCUUCCAUUACAGGUAGUGUAGAGCCUGAAGGGUCUGGAGGCUCCUCUGCAAUAAUGACAAAUUCUUCUGCUUUGAGCUCUAGCUCAGAAACACUUGCAAGCCUCACAUCUAGUCUAAUCCCUCCAUCACCACUUUCUGUGCCUACCUCGAGUUCCAGUACUGAAGCCGAUGCCAAUUCCCCUCCUGCCUCAACAUCAACACCAGCUGCACGCGUUCAAAAUACCAGCAAAGCAGGCCCAAUCGCUGGCGGCGUCAUAGGUGGUCUCAUCCUCAUCCUUCUCUUCAUUCUUGGCACAAUCCUCUUCCUCCGUCGAAGGCGACAAAAACGUACACCUGCAUCUGCCGAAUUCAGGGACCGAUACAUCCCGCGAAGUCACGUCGUUACACCUCUCGCGAUGCAAGGAUCCUCGGAAUACUUAGACGACAGGGAUCCCCCUGAUGCUCCCCCUCCUCCGUUCACCCAAGGAGACUAUUCGGACCCGUUGUUUGAGAAGAUUGCUGAGACGAGACAGGCACAUAUGCAGUAUGGGUUUACGAGGUGAUUCAGUUGGUAGUGGAGAUAUGGUUCAAUAUCGGACUUCGUUCUAUGCGUAUGUAUGCGUUUUCGCCAUGUGUCACUCUCUAAGGAAUCAGUCAAAACACCGCGCCGCGUAUCGUUCUCGUCUAUCAUUAUUCUUCGCCGCACGGAUUGCUUUUUCUUUUUUGAUUGUAAUAUGUACUAUAUGCCGGCCUCACCGCCAUUCGACAUUCGACCGCACUCGUUUGAUGAUUUGCCUUUCUCACCUGAAUGAAUGAUUUCUGCGUCGCUCUUUGAUAUAUUCGCCGGAUCUCAUGUUUGCUUGAUUUCCCUUCUUCUCUUCGUGUAAUUUGUAUAUAUAUUGCGUUAGAUUUCGGAUUCAUCUAUCGAGCUGUACCUUUAC
This is a messenger RNA of Fomitiporia mediterranea MF3/22, 1542 nucleotides long. RefSeq lists its product as uncharacterized. The coding region runs from base 187 to 1164 and encodes 325 amino acids. The record is from RefSeq and is a predicted model, not a curated record. The transcript is spliced from 6 exons. Lineage: Eukaryota; Fungi; Basidiomycota; Agaricomycetes; Hymenochaetales; Hymenochaetaceae.